AUGGAAGAUAUCUGUAUUCCAAAGAGUUAUGAGGGAGAAAACCACAGAACUACACCAGAUAAGAGAAUGGAGAUAAAUACUUGUACAGGGGAUACAGCUAUCACACAACUUCAUUCCAGUGAAGAAGAAAAACCCUUCAAGUGUUCUGAAUGUUCUAAACACUUCAACUGGAAGUCAAAUUUUAUUGCUCAUAUGAGAAUUCAUACUGGAGAAAAAAAACCAUAUGAAUGUUCUGAAUGUGGGAAAUGUUUCAACUGGAAUGCAAACCUCAUUGCGCAUAUCAGGCUUCACACAGGUAAUAAGCCUUUUGUGUGUCCUGAUUGUGGAAAAUGUUAUAUAAAUAACGCAAGUUUGCUUCGGCAUCAGAGAAUUCAUACAGGCGAGAAACCAUAUGCGUGCUCUGAGUGUGGCAAGCACUUUAAGCAGAAAGAAGGUCUAAUUUUACAUUCAAGGCUACACACAGGAGAAAAGCCAUUUGCAUGUUCUGAGUGUGGAAAAUAUUUUCCAAGUAAUCAGUAUUUGGCUCGGCAUCAGAGGAUUCAUACUGGAGAUGCCAAUGUUUUUGCUUGUCCAGACUGUGGGAAAUGCUUUACCAGUAGUACAAGUCUUGUUCGGCACCAGAGAACGCACACAGGAGAGAAACCAUUUACAUGUUCUGAAUGUGGAAAGGGAUUUACCAGCAACCAAUACCUUGUUAUGCAUCACAGGGUACAUACGGGGGAAAAGACAUUUGCAUGUUCUGAUUGUGGGAAAUGUUUUACAAGUAGUCCAAGCCUGGUGAGACAUGUGAGAACUCACACAGGUGACAAGCCGUUUCCAUGUUCUGAGUGUGGGAAAUGUUUUACCAGUAAAUCAAACCUUAUCCUACACCAACGGAUUCACAGUGGUGAGAAAACCUUUGUGUGUUCUGACUGUGGUAAAUGUUUUAUUAGCAGCUCAAACCUUGCUGUACAUCAGAGAAUACACACAGGGGAGAAACCAUACAACUGCUCUGAAUGUGGGAAAUGUUUUUCCAGUAACUCUCACCUUAUUAGACAUACAAGAAUUCACAUAAGUUGCAAAACAAGUAAAUGUAAGAUGUAAUGCCAGUAACUCAUCUUUUUUAGUAUGAAAGAACUCACAUAGGGAAGGACAUCCAGCUAACUGUGUGAGAUGUUUAGCCAGUAAUUCUCAUCUUGUUCGCCAUGGAAGAACUGACGUAAGGGAGAUAUCCAGCUAACUGUGUGAGAUGUUUUUUCCGGUAAUUCUCAUCUUGUUCGUCAUGAAAGAAUUCACGUAGCGGAGACUUCCAGCUAACUGUGUGAGAUGUUUAGUCUGUAACUCUCAUCUUGUUUGCCAUGAAAGAAUUCAUGUAGGGAAGACAUCCAGCUAACGGUGGGAAAUGUUUUUCCAGUAACUCUUAUCUUGUUAGGCAAGUGUGCGAGCCAACUAACUUUGGGAGAUUUAUUGCUAGUUAUUCUCAUCUUGUUGGGCAUAGAAGGACUCAAAUAGGGGACAAAGUAAACACAUUGUGGGAUAUGUAUUGCCAAUGACUUUCAUCUGGUUAGGCAUGGAAGGACUCCUAUAAGCAAGAAAACCAACUUUGUGAAAGUUCUACCAGCAGGGACGCAAAUCUUGUUAUACGUAGCACAGUUGCAUUUUUUAAUACUGUAUUUUGGAUGUGUUUCUAAUUCUAUACAAAUAUUUAAAUUAUGUCUAAGGUUUGUCAGAAGGCACAACAUGGAGUAAAGAUAUUGUUUGGGGAAAUUCAAAGGAAACUCCAUGUUUAACAUUAUAGAAUUUUUGGCUAGGAUUUAAAGCUCCCUGUGUGUAUGAGUUCAUUGUGGGUUUGUUUUUAGAAAUGACACAUAUCAAACAGUUUAAUUAUAUAUGUAAAUCUGGUGCCUUCACAUACAGAAAUAUGUUGUGAAAUACAGAUCAAGCAGAACAUCAUUUAAAGGACCAUUAAAUAGAGGACUGCCUGAUCAAUAAAUACAUUGUAAAAAAGUAUACAA
Molecule: messenger RNA, 1994 nt
Organism: Bombina bombina (fire-bellied toad)
Lineage: Eukaryota; Metazoa; Chordata; Amphibia; Anura; Bombinatoridae
Product: oocyte zinc finger protein XlCOF6.1-like
Exons: 1
Coding region: 1-1083 (360 amino acids)
Source: RefSeq, a predicted model, not a curated record